Linum trigynum is the source of this 5563-nucleotide messenger RNA. NCBI's taxonomy places the organism in Eukaryota, Viridiplantae, Streptophyta, Magnoliopsida, Malpighiales, Linaceae. The record is from the annotation of a GenBank genome assembly.
ACUUCUUCUGUAGGCCGGGUGGAAGAAAACAAGUCACGAUUGUAAUGGGUAGGGUCUCGAAUCAUAAGUACGUUUGGGAUUUGGGAGUUUCGUAAAUUUUAACAUAGCUUUUAUAGCAAGCUAGGCUAGAUUAACAUGGUUUUCAAGCUAGUUCAUGUUUGGAUGAUUUGAAUUGGAUACCAAACCAACCGAAACGUCACUAUUUUGCAACAACAAUCAAAAUCAAUGAAAUCGCAUGGUCUGACUGAACGAUCGAGAACAAGCCCGUAAAAAAAACAUCUAAGUUUCUAAUAACAGUAUGAUAAAAGCAUUUUUUGAACUAUUUGCCAAAGUUUUUGGAGCUAUAUGUCGGAUUAUUCAAAUAUGGAGGGUGAGGUUUUGGUUCGCAGCCUCUUAAUAGGUGGUCUUUCUUGGCUAUGGAGGUGCUCUAUAUGGAUUGUUAGUAUUGUGGUUAUUCCAAAGCAAGCUUUCUUCUAUAGAUAAAAGCUGGGUACGCUUUUCACCAAAGAGCUCUUUUUACUGUUUCACUUCUUGGCAUUUAGUGAAUUUCAUCUAGAGAGUUUUGCUCUUUCCCCUUUCUCAAUCCCUCACGCAAGAAGACUCCAGUCAUGGCCUGUCAAAAAGGGGGGUGGGGGAAGAGAUGACUUCCCAAGAUACUACUACUGCCCUUCACCUUACCUCUGCCUUUUGACCAUCGAUUAAACUUCACCUUCCCUCCCUCUUCCUGGAAAAUCCAUCUCCCAUACUCUUCCCUCCCAGUCACAUCUCCUUUUUUCUCUCAUAACUUCUCUUUCCAGACAUCCAAACUUCCAUUAUCAUAUCCAUACCAAUCCCUUUUGUCCUUCCGCUCUCUUUCGACUCCACCCACCUAGCCAAAAAUUGCAGCGGCAGCAAGAGUGAGAAUCCACCAUUGACACCAAAGAGAGCACCUCAAUUGGGUUCACUUUUGAUUUCUCUGUUGGAGUUUUCACUCCCUACAAAUAUGAGAGUAGUGCUUUGGUAGUAUGCCCAGCCACGCAAUUGAGAAGAGCAAAGCAAGUGGAACGAUGAUGAGCAUGAACUCUUCUGCUGCUGCCGCUAAUCGGGAAGAGCUGCAGGAUCAGCGUGAUGCCAACAUGCCGAUGGCGGAGAAAUUAUUGAACUGGUUGUGGUGGGAUUAUGUAUGUCAGCUCAGGUACUACUGAUGUUCAAGAACCCCCAGGCCAACAGUUUCCGCAGAUGAUGACUGGAAGAAUGUGAUGUUCGUUGGGGAUUCGAUUUCGCGGAAUCAGUUCGAAUCGUUGAUUUGUAUGAUUGUGCCAUCGCUGCCUCGGAGGACGACUCAGUUGAACGGCGGAGAUCCUCUCUCAUCCAUCAAGUUCUGGAACAAAUCCAGAUGCAUACACAUCAGUUGCAGCAGAGAGUUCUGGUGCCGAAUUUGGAUCUUUGAAAGCUAUAAUGGCCAAGCUUACCAUGUCAGACACCAAAGUUGAAAAAGAGAGCAAGCUGUAAGGAAUUUGACAUCUCCACAUUUUCUUCAAAUCAUCAUUAUCGUAGUGGAUAAUGCUUUGUAUGUGUAUAUCACUGCAAUUGAAUAUGCAGACAAAUAUUAGUGGAUGAAAAUAGGGAAUAGGGAAGGAAUUACUUGACUUUUGGAUCUUACAUUUUGUGAGAUGAAAUACUCAAGAUUAGUUUGUUCUCUAUUUUCUCUAAUUGCUUCCUAGCAUUCCUGUGUGUUGAUUGCUGAUAUCAAAUACCCUUUAUCUACAAAAUAAAACCUCAAAAGUUGACAAAGUUUUGGCAACCAGAUUCUGACAGCUUUUCAUUUAGUUACAUCGCUUCUGUUUUCUUGCUUUGUGAAUGGUAGUUUCGGAGAGGUAAUUAGAAUCAAUGAUCAAUGUAUUUAGAGCACUAAACUAGAAUACUAGAAGCCCUUUUCUUUGGAAAGAACUUAACUAGAAGGCAAGGCUGAGUAGAGUGGAAGAAAUUGGAGUACCAAAAUGUUGAGCAAACUAUUCAGUACCGGAAAACCUGCUUCCUGGAGCAUACUCUACUAAUUCACUUCUUCAUAUCUUAAUUAUGCUUCCUUGCUCUAGGUUUUGGUCCAUUGUUUAGACAUGGUCCAAAUUAUAGGAAGGAAUUUUUUUAUUCAAAUGCAAAUGAAUAAUGGUUUCAUUGACGCACAAACAAUUACAUGAAUCUGUAGUUUCUUCUGUUUCCUUUUUUCGUAGAGGUGUUUUGAUAAAAUUUAUUUCUAAUAUGGAUGAUAGAGGCUAAGUUGAGCAAACUAUUCAGUACCGGAAAACCUGCUUCCUGGAGCAUACUCUACUAAUUCGCUUCUUCAUAUCUUAAUUAUGCUUCCUUGCUCUAGGUUUUGGUCCAUUGUUUAGACAUGGUCCAAAUUAUAGAAAGGAAUUUUUUAUUCAAAUGCAAAUGAAUAAUGGUUUCAUUCACGCACAAACAAUUGCAUGAAUCUGUAGUUUCUUCUGUUUCCUUUUUCGUACAGGUAUUUUGAUAAAAAUUUAUUUCUAAUAUGGAUGAUAGAGGCUAAGAUUGAUGCCAUUGCUUUUAUUGUACAUUUAUUAAAAAACAGAAGUGCCCUUAGGGUUUAAUGAAUUCUGCAUACACUAAUUUCCAGGAGAUUUCAAUUUCUUUUUAUGUGAAUUCUUAUAAAUUGUGUGCAUCUCUUUUUUCGUUGUAAGUUGUGUAGAGAAGUUGUAGAACAUUCAUUGUUAGCAACGAUCAUACUCCAAACAAGGCAACAUGGGAUCGUUCUGCCAAUAGAGCAAAUCAACACAAACAAUACACCUCUCUUAAAGCUACUGAUACUGCAUUGGAUAUCACAUUCAUAAGCUUUUGGCUAUUGCAACUUGAUCGAACUUUUUGCAAAGGACAGGUUGUUCUUGCCUCUUAGAUACAAGGUGUCAUCUUGCCUCUUUUACUGAAUUCUAAACUGUAAACUGUAACCAUAAAUAAUUAUGAGAGUUAAAUGUGUUAUUUUUUGACCAUGGUGUAUAUGAUCACCAUCCUUAGAUACGAAGGGGAAAAAAUCAUUUGCUUGAGUAUGUUUGCAGGCUACAAGGAACCAUACUGAUAUCUCCUGUUGUAUGAGUGUUAUAUAGAAAGGAUUCAUUGAAUUUAAAAACAACGGCACGACAAGCUUGCUCUUACUAACUCUGUUCCUGCGGUGUAGCCCAGAGACUAAUUCGUUAGUGCUUGGUAAUUAGAAGAUGUAGUUUGAAUUCCUUUCCAAAUAAGUAGCAGGGAAAGAACAAAAACCCUUCAGUUUAGAACAACCAAUAGAGGUUGCAUGCAACUUUGCUUUCUUUAACCUUCUACUAUGAAAUGGGAUUUCCUCGACCUAUAUAUGAUUCAUUUUUUGUUGUUGAACGGGAAGUAGGGGUUUAAACAUUUGUGUUGUCGACUGCGGGUCUAAUGUUGCCUAAUGCAUAGCCACUUUUGGCUGUUGCAUUUUGCAGGUGUAGCACCAUCACCAGAGCCUGCAAGGGUUUACUGCAAUUUCGUAAAUUCAUGUUUAAAACAGCAAACCUACAGCUGCAAGGGUUUACUAAAAAGGAAGUCCACCCCUCCAAAACUGGAGAAAGAUACGGAAAAAGGCUAAACUAUCCCAACAUAAAUAAAAGUACAAAGCCUUCUCCGUCCCCUCUUUUUUUACCCCCCUCUCCCUGAAAAAUACUUCUCGACACUCUUCUCAAUCCAUUCACAUCAUUCCCAAUUUUCUUCCAUCCUCUGCACCCCUUCUCAAAUAAUUGAUUUUACAUCUGGGGGUAUGGGUUCGAAAUUGAGAUUGAACUCUAUAUGUCUUUCCCAAGCACAUUGCUUUAGUACAUGGAACAAGGUAAGGCCAAAGAAAUAUGUAUAUUUUUCCUAUGAUUUGUAGAUUGAUGACACAUAUGGCAUUUGAUUUGGUGUUUAGAUUCCAAUCAGCACAUUUAGGAAGUCUUCACACACCGACUCAAGUUUUCAGCUAAAACACUAAAUAUGUACUGCCAACUUUUGUUCAUGGUGGCUUGAAUGUGAUUGGAUGCAUUUUGUUGUUUUGUUUUUCUCCUCACAUAACUAUAAUGGGUUCCAAUCAUAGGAGUGCCCUGUAUUGGUUGAGUAGUUAGAUCAUACUUCUACUUUAUCUUCGCAGCCUCUACCAUCCACCUCAUGUUGUUGUACUUUCCAGAGGUUGUGUAUUUUUUUAGGACCAAGGUAGAGAUCAAAGAAGAGAGGUAGAGAAGGGCGAUGAAUCAAUGAUAGAGAUGCAGAUGUCAGAGUUACUCAAGGAGAAGUCGAGGAGGUAAAUGCAUGUCCUCAUCUCACAUAAAUCAAUAAUCAUUCUUAUGUUGAAUUGAACCAUGAUCUUGAACUGUAGCUUUCCCAAGGCAACUCUGUGGUUAAGUUUCUACAAGGCUGUUGUAGUUUGCUUAGUGAUUGUCAUGUAGUUUAUACUUAACUGAUGGAUUCUUAAGACUGUUGUUAUAGUUUACUUCGUAGAUUUAUACCAGUAGGUUAUACUGCACUGGUUUCAUCAUGGGAUUUCUUUGUUUUUGUUGGUUUGCUUAUGUAGUAUUUGGAUCGACUUUGAAAUUUUGGUUAUCUAUUGAAUGGAUGUGGUGCAUAGAGAUGCAGGUGAUGCUUGCCUCCGAUGAACCAGGACCUGGAGUAACUGUAAAGUAGCUGCCGGGGAGGAGAAUUGACCGCGAGCCGUGAAUCAGCAAAGCAAGUAUGUGGUUUUUCCAAAUCUCCGGGUCAGGUGUUGAUCUCUGUGAAUUUUCACUGUUGUCCUUUGAUUUAGCAGCUCGACUUUGGUGCUGCUGAAUACUUUCGGAUUUUGUAGUUUGUGCUUACUUUAUUGAAAGAAUCGGACUUAUGAUUCAAGACUGAGUUAAAGUUGGAGAUACUUUCUGAUAAUCUCCCGCUUAUAAGUAUUAAAGUCCACUUGAAUGAUUGAAUUCAUUUUCUUUGAUUGGGUUGUUUAUGGAGUUAGAAAAUCAGUGCAAUCUGGAGGAAUGCCAAUCACUAUUCAAUUCCUAUUAUGUGGUACCUUCAAGCUAAAGGAAAAAAAAGCAUUUCAGUUCUAGAGUUGUUCAUUUGUCACUUGGAAGUUUGUUUGUAGCAGAAGUGUAAAUUUGUUACUUAGAAGUCUGCUUUUUAGUAGAAGCAUGUUCCUUUAUGUUUUCUAUUCACUAACACUCAAAUCUCACAGGUCAAGUGGGAGAACAAAAUGAUGCUGCUCAGUGGGAUCCAAAAAUUCUUCUAAUAGCAUGACAGGUAGUUCGGUUAGUUAGUAGGGAUCAAGAGCUUCACCAGUAAGGGUCAUUGUUUGAGUAACUGAUAGACAAGUUGCUGAACAAGCCAUUUACUAAGUUGAAGACCAACUCUUUCUGUAUGAAUCUUUUGGUUUGUUUUUUUUUUUUUUCUAAUGAAGGUUGCUCAAAUAAGACAACUUGGGUAUGGAUUGAAUUAGUAUAUGAGAUAAUGAGUUUCACCUAUAUAAUAAUGUAUUACUUUGGUGUAGUUUUAUUGUAGAUUUCGAAAGAUGAAAGAUGAGGAAGAGUAAACAUCGCUAAAUUUC